Messenger RNA from Anisakis simplex (herring worm), 615 nucleotides. Lineage: Eukaryota; Metazoa; Nematoda; Chromadorea; Rhabditida; Anisakidae. The record is from the annotation of a GenBank genome assembly.
GCAAGUGAACAUUCGGCUGUUUCAGAUGUGAGCAUCAAUGAUUUGACAGCGGCAAAAGUUUGCGCAUUUGAUUCGUUGCUGAAGAAUGAAUGUGGUGGAUUAGUAAGGGUGGAAUUGGCGGAUGUUUCAACUGUACCUCUUCUGGUGAAUAUCUACCAUCCAACAGUGGAGGGCUACAACCUCGGUUCGGCGUUCUAUCGGAAAGAAGUGCACCCUGAACAUGAAGCUGCACGAGUAAGGCGAUGGCAACAACGUUGUGCACGAAUCUGGUCAUCACUGGAAUUAUUUCCGAAAGGAGCGAUAGAUUUGUAUGUUGCAUGUGCUUAUUUGCAAGAAAAUGAUGACGAGAAAAUUGCAUAUCGUGUCAUUAUCUCAAAAAUUGAUGCAGUCAGUGUUGAGAUCAGAGCUGCAGAUCACGGUUGGAAGAGGUCUCUGCCGCUGGAAAAAUGCUAUGCUGGAAGUUUACGAAUUCUGUCGAGACAGUAUUCUCAUGCUCCCCUUGUGCGUUUCAUUUUCACUCAUUUACACACCCGUUUCAUCGUCUUUGAGCAAAUGAAACGGCGGCUUGCGAUGCUCAAGCUAGAAAUAUCUUGGAUAUAUUAUUGCUUGUCUUAA